UGGUCGGAACGGACAGAGUGCGCGCGAGGAGAUGAAACCGUCGAGCCGCGUUUCGCACCGAGAGUGACGCGCACAGACACGAUACGGAAAAACUGAAGCGGUUUGAGGAACAGCCCUGACUGCGAGGUUUCGUUUUUUGUACGAGUUUUUGACUCUAACGAGACAUACUUUUCUUUGCUUGCGCAAUCCAGUCGCGUCCUCUCCACGCUGAUACGCGCGAUGCCCACAGAUUACGCGUAAUUUGUGAUUUCGUGAACUCAAUUUUGAGAAAUUUCAGGCGUUUCCAGUAGUCUAUACCUUUAUAAUUCGUUUGAAGCUUAAUAAGUUAUUUGUUUCGGUUUAAGUUCUGUAGGCCUUUGGGUUGUCAGGAUUAGGACAGAGGCCAAAAGAAGUGCAUUACAACAGAACUCUUCACACACCCUUGGGUGACAUCCCUUCACAUGAAUACAGAUUAGACUCCGUACAAAUGUUGUCAAGUGCAAAAUUGUACGGCUAAAGAUCUGUUUGCCCCUAUAAACCCGUCUGUAGGGGAAUGUUGCUGCGUAAAGACUCUUUGUCCCAUGCAGAGUAAAUAUUUCCUCUCCUGCUGUACUAAUAUCAAGGGUGUCUCGAGAAAAAAACGUAUGCUCAAAAAGGUUGUGUAUAAAAAGCAUACACAGUUUUAUUAAGGAGUGUAAAACAUGUCAGUCGACUUUGAAGAUUAAAGAUGAUCACUAAAUAUAAUCUGAUGUUAUUUCUGUGUUUCUCCUUUAGAUUAAGCCUGAUGCCACGUGCGGCUGUGAAAAUCAACUCAUGAAAAACAUCAUCUCAUGCAGUAUUUUUCAAUGGCUGGAUAAGUGUCACAUGCUCAACUGAGCGAUGCUGUGCAUCUUACUUUCCCAAGAUGGCCAAAUGUGAGCUAAUCGAACUACAGGACUUGACUCCAGAUGACCGUAUUGAGUUAGCGCCCCCUACUGGUCUUCCUCCCAUUUCGGGGCACACUCUGGAGAGAUGGGGCACGGAGAAGGCGGUACGUAUGGUGGGGGAGCGAGUGCACUUGGAAGACCCCGAUUGGUUGACGGGUACACCCGGACGGGGACACGACUUCCAACCAAGCAGUCAGACGCAGCUCAGCUGGUGCGACCUCUGCGGGGAGUUCAUAUGGGGCCUGUACAAACAGAGCCUUUGCUGCACACAUUGUCAAUACACCUGUCACUACCGCUGUCAACCCUUCAUUCGACUGGACUGCACCUUGACCUCUGACCUCAUCUGCGACCAAUCAAACUACUGCGAGGACACCAUUGAGACGGACACGAAUGUGGAUGAACAAGUGGACUGGAGGAAGCAGGAACUCUCCAGCAGCGAAAUACAGCAGAAGGUGAAGGAAUACAACGCUCAGGUCAACAGUAACCUCUUCAUGGUUUUGAACCGUGAUAGUUCGUACACUGGCUUUAUUAAGGUCCAGUUUAAGCUGGCCCGGCCCGUGUCCGUCCCGCCCCCACGGAGCGUAUCCUCGUCUUCUCAGGACGGCGGCUGUCGGGAGGACAAAGCACUGAAGCAUCGCACAUCGUUUUACCUGCCCAGAGAUACAGUCAAACACCUGCACAUCAGCUCCAAAACCAGGGCCAGAGACGUGAUAGAAGCCCUGCUGAAGAAGUUCACCGUGGUGGACAACCCGGCCAAGUACUCGCUGUUUGAACGCAGCGAGCGACAAAAUCAAGUGUAUCUGAGGAAGCUAUCAGAUGAUGCAAAACCACUUUUUCUGCGUCUGUGCGCCGGACCCAACGAGAAAGCCCUCAGUCUGGUUCUUAAAGAGAAUGAAACGGGGGAAGUUAAUUGGGACGCAUUCAGCUUUCCCGAACUGCAGAACUUCCUGCGCAUACUGCAGAGAGAGGAAGAGGACUACGUGCGGCAGAUUGUGAAGCGCUACGCUCUGGCGCGAGAAAAGAUGAAAGACGCCAUGAAGAACCUUGGCACGCCGGGCUGAAACGUACAUGGCCUGCUGUUCUUACCUUGAAAAAGGAAACAUACAUGCUCAUCCUAGAGCGGUUUGAGUACAAAGAGUGUGUGAAGUACCCCUCAGUCCACUGGGACAUGACAGGGCUGGGAAAUGCAGUGCGAGUGUGACUGUUGUGCGUAUGAGGAUCGUAUGCAGACUUUACACUGAAAGAAAUACUGGUGUCGUAGCUGGACUCAGUGGAAUGGCUGCUGUGGUGGAGUGACGUCUUUACUGUUUGAUAGUGGUGAAUGAAACAAUGCAGAGUUCUCUUACAGAGUAUUUUGAGAGGAAUAUAAAUGAAGUAUUUUAUUGUAUUAAAUGAUUGAGUCGACAGUAUAAGAUGUAGUGACAAUUAUAGUAUAUAAUUCAUGUCAUCAGAAAUGUAAUAUCAUUGUAUACAUAUUUGAUGCUAUUUUCUUGGAAUGAUAAAUAAAAAUUAUAAGAUUCUCCUCAA
Molecule: messenger RNA, 2432 nt
Organism: Triplophysa dalaica
Lineage: Eukaryota; Metazoa; Chordata; Actinopteri; Cypriniformes; Nemacheilidae
Gene: rassf1
Product: Ras association domain family member 1
Exons: 7
Coding region: 884-1966 (360 amino acids)
Biological process (GO): Ras protein signal transduction
Cellular component (GO): nucleus; microtubule cytoskeleton
Source: RefSeq, a predicted model, not a curated record